Pogona vitticeps (central bearded dragon) is the source of this 916-nucleotide messenger RNA. The record is from RefSeq and is a predicted model, not a curated record. NCBI's taxonomy places the organism in Eukaryota, Metazoa, Chordata, Lepidosauria, Squamata, Agamidae.
CGUAAUACAGAAAUGGAAGAGGAUUCUGCCCUGCCAGGAGCACUUCACUCUUCCAUUUAUGUGAAUGAUCAUGUUGGCUUCUGUGGCAGUAUAAAAACAUUCCCAAGUGACUUUAUAGUGUCAGAAAUUAAUGCAUUGGGACAGUUAGUUAAUGAGUGUGCAACGGAUUCUCUUCGUACGUCCUGUGAAACCCUCUCAGAACAAACUAGGAGUUGUCAGAAGGAUUGCAAAAGACUAAGGUUGGAUCCUGCAGAAUCCAACAUAGAUGAGGAAUGUUGCAGAGACCAAGAGGGUGAUGUCUGCUGUCCUUCAGAAUGUCUUCCUUCAUCUACUGAAGAGAGUGAAAUACAUACUGCUACAAAUCUACUUGAAUGCCACCUGGACAAAGCUCUCACCUUGGACUCUUUAUUAGAUGAGUCUCUAAGGGAGAAACUAAGUCAGUUUGCUUGCCAAGUGAAAGAUGCAUGGAAUUCAAAAUGUGAGCCAGAAGCUUUUCCCACUGAAUUUUCUCUUGGUCCUGUCCCUGACAAGAAGGUUCGAGCCAGUUUGCAUGGUGCCAUUAGACAGGAAUAUCCUUUCUUACUUAGUGUUACAAAAUGUGGUGAGAUGGUCCUAAAAGCAAACCAAGACUACCAUGAGCUCUGCAAAUUGGUAUCUGAAGAGGAAGCUUGUGGUUUUCUAAAGUUUUUGGAUGCCAAAUUAGAAAAUUCAAAGUUUGCUUUUAGGCCUGAUGGGGACAAGGAACACCGAAAGAUGGUUCACCAUUUUCUCAGUAAGAAGUUUGGGAAACUUGUGGAAACGAAGUCUUUUUCGGAUUCUGAGCAAAACGUUUUCAUUAUGGUACGAUUUCGUGCGAAAAGUGGAUUCAGGAAAAGGACUAAUGCUAGGAGUGAGGAGAAAGAAGAAAUUUACACAG